GCAGUGCGGACAGCUGCAUCGCAACCUCUUCCUCCUCCUCCACUCCCCAGCCCACGCCUACCCGCGAACAUCACAGGCGCACGCAGAUCGCACGCGCCCUCCGAAAACACAGCGCCUGAGCCGUACCGGAGCGGCCUCCUCUGAAACAUCGCGUGCGCGACUGCCGACGUGCUCGAAGGAACGCAUAUCAGAACACACGACAGCACGCGCGCGCAGUGAGCAGCAACAUGGAGGCGAUCGUCCCGCCCGAGGUCACCGCCGAGCUCACCCAGAUCCUCUCCAAUCUCGUCCUCGGCGACAACCAGAUUCGCUCAAAUGCAGAAAAGAUCGUCGACGACCGACUCUCCCAGACCCCGGAGCUGUACAUACUGGCGCUUGCCCAGUUCUCCACGCAGGCGGACACGGAAGUGAUGCGCUCCUUCUCGCUUGUCCUCCUCCGCCGCCUGCUCUUCCGUGCGACCUCGCAGUCGCGCCUCCCCCUCUACGAUCACCUCUCCUCGCAGUCCGUCGCCACCCUUGAGCGCAUCCUCCUCUACUCCCUGCUUCACGAGCCCGCCUCCGUUGUCCGCCACAAGGCCGUCGACACCGUCGCCGACCUCGCCAACCAGGCGAUGGCCCGUGGCCGCCCGUGGCACGCCCUCCAGACGCAGGCCUUCCGCAUGGUGGAGGCCGGCGACGUCGUCACGCGCGAGGCGGCGUUCCGGGUAUUCGCGGGGAGCGUAAACUUGAUCAUCGACCUCCAGACGGAGGCAAUCGUGGGCAUGCUGCAGAAAGGUCUGCAGGACCCGGAGAGUAUCGAGGUCCGCCUCGCCGCCCUGCGCGCAUCCGUCGCGUUCCUCGCCGCGUCCGACAAGGCGCAGCAGGCGCAGGCGCUCGCGCUGCUCUACCCGAUGCUCAGCACGCUGCCCGCGCUCCCGCACAAGCACCUGCCCGCGUUCCUCACGACGCUCACGCCGCUGGCGUCGAGCGACCCCGCGCUCUUCGAACAGCACCUCCGCGACCUCCUCGCGUUCCUCCCGCCGCUCAUCGUGCCCGCCGUCGACGCGGGCCCGACGCCGACCGUCGCGCGGCCGAACCCAGGCGCGGGUGGCAGCUUCGUGUUCCCGCCGCCCGUGCAGAAUGGCCAGAACGGAUCUGGCGCUGGGGCGAGUGGGAAGGGUAAGGCCCCGGAGGAACGGGACGUCGACGAGGAAGCGGAGGAGGUGCGGAAGGCGGCGCUGGAGUUCAUGAUUAGCUUGAGCGAGGCGAGGCCGGGGAUGGUCAGGCGCGUGGACGGGUGGACGGCGGUCGUCGUGAGGGGGUGCCUGGAGGGCAUGGGCGAGAUCCCGGAGGACGAGACGGAGGUGUGGCUGGAAGCGGACCCCGGCGAGGAUCCGACGGACGAUACGUACCCGCACGUGUACGAGCAGUCGGUCGACCGCCUCGCGUGUGCGCUGGGCGGGAAGGCGGUGCUCCCGUCUGCGUUCCAGUACAUACCGGCGAUGCUGGCGAGCCAUGACUGGAGGCUGAGGCAUGCGGGCUUGAUGGCCAUCGCGGCGAUUGCGGAGGGCACGAGCAAGGUCAUGCAGGAGGAGCUUGGCAAGGUCGUCGAGCUCAUCUUACCGGGGUUCACGGACCUGCACCCGAGAGUUAGGUAUGCGGCCUGUCAAUGCAUUGGUCAAUUGUGCACUGAUCUCGAGGAAGUCAUCCAGGAGCAAUAUCACCAACAGAUCUUCAAUGCUCUGAUACCCACACUCGAGGCGCCCGAGGCUCGUGUCCAUGCGCAUGCGGCAGCCGCCCUGAUCAACUUCUGCGAGGGUGUCGAGCGCGACACGCUCAUCCCCUACCUCGACCCGAUCGUCGAACGGCUCCUCAAGCUCCUCAACCCUGCAUCAGGCAGCCCGAAGCGGUAUGUACAGGAGCAGGUCAUCACGACGCUCGCCAUGGUCGCGGACGCGAGUGAGGCAACAUUUGCGAAGCACUACUCUUCGAUUAUGCCGCUGCUGUUGAAUAUCCUCCAGAACGCGAACGGUCCGGAUUACAGAAAACUGAGAGCCAAGGCGAUGGAAUGCGCGGGUCUCAUCGCUAUCGCCGUGGGACGAGAUGUCUUCAGGCCGGACGCGAACACGUUUGUCGAGUUGCUCAUGCGAAUCCAAAAUAGCCCUCCGGACCUGCAGGACACGAUGCUCACGCACUACCUCAUCGCGACAUGGGCAAAGGUCUGCCAGGCCAUGGGCGAAGAGUUCGAGCCCUAUCUUCCCGUCGUCAUGUCGCCUCUCCUUGCUGCCGCGGGUACGAAGACGGAGGUCUCCGUGUAUGAGGAUGCUGGCGAUGAACCCGAGGACAGGGAGGGAUGGGAGGUGAUGAACAUGGAUGGCCAGCACAUCGGCAUCCGCACUAGUGCGCUGGAGGAGAAAUGUCAGGCGUUCGAGACGCUCUUGAUAUAUUCCUCCACUCUGGGGCCGCGGUUCGUGAGCUACCUAACGCCGACGCUUGAACUCGUCCUUCCGAACCUGAGGUUCUUCUUCCAUGAAGGCGUCAGGGAGGCAUGUGCGCUGCUCGUUCCGGUACUCUUUUCAUGCGGAAAGAACAGCGGCGCGCUGACGAGCCAGAUCGUCUCCGCAACGUUGUCUCAACUGAUCACCUGCAUCGCGAACGAGCCCGACGCGUCAUUCCUCGCCUCCCUCUACCGCGCCUUCUCCGAUUCCAUGCGCUUGCUCGGCGGACCGUCCGCGCUCCCGUCUGAGCUAAGUGACGGUGUAAUGGAGGCGACGAAGCGGCAGCUGCAGAGCCUCGCCGAUAAGCGCAAGGCGCGCGCCGCGCGGCCGGCGAACCAGAUUGAGGAGGAGCGUGAGGACCUGACGCUGAUCGAGGAGAUGGAGGAGUUCGCGCUCGAGGACAUGCAUAAGCUGCUCGUGGCGUUCGACCCGAACCAUCCGUUGCUUGUGGCGAUCUCGAGCGUGCGGGACCUCGGCCUACAUCUUGCGCAGGGCGACGGCGAAGACGAGGAGUGGACGGAGGGAUGAAGCUAGCCGAGACGUGUAGGGGUGUAUUGCUAUCUUGUUGCUGUCGUUUAUAUGUUGCUGAAUCUGUGUCACGCCAUAGAAAUUAUAAUGUAUGAUGUGUACCGUUGGAGGUCAAAUCGGAAUAACGACUACUUUGCACGUUUUGGUGCGCUGCCUUC
Rhodofomes roseus is the source of this 3163-nucleotide messenger RNA. RefSeq names its product ARM repeat-containing protein. The transcript has 15 exons. Gene Ontology annotation, molecular function: nuclear import signal receptor activity. The record is from RefSeq and is a predicted model, not a curated record. Gene Ontology annotation, biological process: protein import into nucleus. Bases 228 to 3005 code for a protein of 925 amino acids. Gene Ontology annotation, cellular component: nucleus; cytoplasm. NCBI's taxonomy places the organism in Eukaryota, Fungi, Basidiomycota, Agaricomycetes, Polyporales, Fomitopsidaceae.